AUGAAGAAGAAGAAGUCUAGCUUUGACAAUCAUUGGCGUGAGCUUCGUAGCCAACCCAAGUGGAGAACUCCUACAACUAGUGCAAGUUCUAAAAGAACUAAAUUAAGUAGUUCUGGAGCUUACUCAUCGGAGGGAAAUAAUGAUACACCAACAUCUGAUGAAUUUGAACUGAUUCGUCCUACAGGUACGAAAGCAACUAAAAGGAAGGGAAAGGGAAACGGAAAGGGAAAGGGAAAGCGGAAGGCAACAGCUGCAGAAGUUGAGAAAUCUAAGGCUUUCGAAGUUAAUGACUUGAGAAGAAUAACCAUAAUGGAAACCGUAAAUGAAAUUCGCCAGAAAGAGAUUGAGACUCGACAAAGGGAGCUUGAGGAAAAACAAGCUGAGAUGGAUUUAAAAGUCAUUCUGGCAGAUACUGAAAAAAUGACUGAUGUUCAGCGUAAGGCUCAUGCAAUAUUUUUUGAGAAAAUAUUGGCAAGAAACUAG
Molecule: messenger RNA, 483 nt
Organism: Daucus carota subsp. sativus
Lineage: Eukaryota; Viridiplantae; Streptophyta; Magnoliopsida; Apiales; Apiaceae
Exons: 2
Coding region: 1-483 (160 amino acids)
Source: RefSeq, a predicted model, not a curated record